Molecule: messenger RNA, 1030 nt
Organism: Rhipicephalus sanguineus (brown dog tick)
Lineage: Eukaryota; Metazoa; Arthropoda; Arachnida; Ixodida; Ixodidae
Product: D-beta-hydroxybutyrate dehydrogenase, mitochondrial
Exons: 6
Coding region: 1-1014 (337 amino acids)
Molecular function (GO): oxidoreductase activity
Source: RefSeq, a predicted model, not a curated record
AUGCGGACAUCGUUGGCUCUAUGUGUGGCUUUCUUGCUUCUGUUCUGGCGCUUGUGGAACCACUUGGUGCCGCUGCAACAACUGGCAAGAAUCCUCGGUUCAACCGUUUUUUUUGUCUCCAAGAUAUCCGGAGACGGAAAAGCUGUGCUCAUCACCGGUUGUGACACCGGAUUUGGCAACCGCUUGGCUAAGCGACUCUCACGCUGCCGCUUUUUGGUGUUUGCCGGAUGCUUGAAGAUCGACAGUGCCGGCGCUGAAGAACUCAAGAGCCUCUCCAAUGUGAAGGUCCUGGAACUUGACGUCACAAAGCAAGAGCAAGUGGAUGACGCCCUCGACUCGGUAAAGGAGCACCUCGGCAAUAGAGUACUUUGGGCGGUGGUCACCAAUGCUGGCAUCGGAAGCUGCGGCCUCCUGGAGUGGUUGACAAUGGAAACCGUGGCCAACGUUUUCGACGUCAACGUCUUCGGAGGACUUCGAGUCAUCAAGAAGUUCCUGCCCCUCCUUAGAAAAAGCAGCGGCAGGGUCGUAGCCAUUGCGAGCCCUUUCGGUCACUUCACAAACCCAAUGAUCGUGCCCUACUGUAUGUCGAAGCACGCCGUAGUCUCCAUGAUGGAUGGUCUUCGAGUGGAGUGCCAUGGUAGCGGUGUGGACUUCGUCACCGUGGAGCCUUCGGCUUACCUUACGCCAAUCUUCAAGGCGGGCAGUACUACAAUGGACAUCGUGAUGCGGGAGUUCAGGCACCAGGAGCCUGAAGCCGUCGCCGCCUACACACACCAGGACGUUGAGGACUGGGUGAAGGUCCUCGGCAAAACCUUCCAGGCAAUCAUCAGGGAGGAUCCCGAAGAAGGCGUCAGUGUCAUGGAACGGGCAGUAAGAGAAACCUUCCCCGAUACCAUCUACAAGUCGCCGUGGGGAGUGGACACACCUUGCGUAUAUUUUAUGACAUUAUUCCCAAGAGACGUCACGGACUUCGUCUCUGUCCUUGUACGCAAGAUUCAGUUCAGAAUGAAGUGAUUGUGUUGAUUAUAAA